Psammomys obesus (fat sand rat) is the source of this 1568-nucleotide messenger RNA. RefSeq names its product chondroadherin (gene Chad). Gene Ontology annotation, cellular component: extracellular matrix. Lineage: Eukaryota; Metazoa; Chordata; Mammalia; Rodentia; Muridae. Bases 68 to 1144 code for a protein of 358 amino acids. The transcript has 4 exons. Gene Ontology annotation, molecular function: protein binding. The record is from RefSeq and is a predicted model, not a curated record.
AGAGACCCAAGAGUCCAGGACUUGUCGCUGCCUUAGCCCCCCAGCCCCGGCUCCAGGCAUCCUGACCAUGGCCCGCAUGCUCUUAUUCAGUCUGGGCCUCCUCGCCAUGCUCCCUCAGGCGCUGGCCGCCUGCCCCCAAAACUGCCACUGCCACGGGGACCUGCAGCAUGUCAUCUGCGACAAGGUGGGGCUGCAGAAGAUCCCCAAGGUGUCAGAGUCGACCAAACUGCUCAACCUCCAGCGCAACAACUUCCCGGUGCUGGCCACCAACUCCUUCCGGACCAUGCCGAACCUGGUCUCGCUGCACCUGCAGCACUGUGGCAUCCGAGAGGUGGCCGCUGGCGCCUUCCGGGGCCUGAAGCAGCUCAUCUACCUGUACCUGUCCCACAACGACAUCCGGGUGCUUCGAGCCGGAGCCUUCGACGACCUGACUGAACUCACUUACCUCUAUCUAGACCACAACAAGGUGUCGGAGCUGCCUCGGGGGCUGCUCUCCCCUCUGGUCAACCUCUUCAUCUUACAGCUCAACAACAACAAAAUCCGAGAGCUGCGUGCCGGAGCCUUCCAGGGUGCCAAGGACCUGCGCUGGCUCUACCUGUCAGAAAACGCCCUCAGUUCCCUGCAGUCUGGUUCCCUGGAUGAUGUCGAGAACCUCGCCAAGUUCCACCUGGACAAGAACCAGCUGUCUAGCUACCCCUUGGCUGCCCUGAGCAAACUUCGGGUGGUGGAGGAGCUGAAGCUGUCCCACAACCCUCUGAAGAGCAUCCCAGACAAUGCCUUCCAGUCCUUCGGCAGAUACCUGGAGACCCUCUGGCUGGACAACACCAACCUGGAGAAGUUCUCAGACGGUGCCUUCUCGGGCGUGACCACGCUGAAACACGUGCACCUGGAGAACAACCGCCUGAACCAGUUGCCCUCCUCCUUCCCCUUCGACAACCUGGAGACCCUCACGCUCACCAACAACCCGUGGAAAUGCACCUGCCAGCUCCGUGGCCUUCGGCGGUGGUUGGAAGCCAAGCCUUCUCGACCGGAUGCGACCUGCUCCUCCCCAGCCAAGACCAAGGGUCAGCGUAUUCGUGACACAGACGCCCUCCGCAGCUGCAAAUCCCCCACCAAGAGGUCCAAGAAAGCCGGCCGCCAUUAAACAGGUCCUGACCCAGCCAGUCCUGGUGACUGCUUUCUGCUGGAGAGACUACUGACUUUCCUCCUACCGUCCACAGCCCCUGCCAAUGCGCAGAGCCGCCCCUACACACUGGCACACAUCCUGGCAGGGGGCACUGGGCUCUCAUUACCACCCCAGCUCCAUCCAGCGGGGUCCUAGGGAGAACACGGAACACCUCCCCAACCACUGUACCUGGGUCCAGCCGCGGCUCCUCUCAGAGAAGCUCUUGCGGAACCCCCUUCCCCGUGUCCAUCAGAGCCGAAAUGCGGUGGCCACUGGGUGGCCACACUCCUGUUCCCACCUUCCUCAGUUCCCUCCUUCCCCUGCCAUUUGGAAACGAACAUCAGGCCCUUGUCCCACCCUUAUUGCCAGAAAGGAUUUCGGGCCCAUGCCCCAACUCUGCCAG